CGCGCCCGCUGUGCGUUGCUGAAAUGCAUCCGGCUGCCCGUGACAGCGUCAAGGGCGGCGUCCGCCCUGAGGGCGCCCCGCUGCCGUCACAGCGAUAGAGCAGCGCCGGCGUGGGCUUCAGAGCGCCCCUCGCAGCUGCGCGCAGGGCUGUGGGACGUUUGAGGGACAGUGUUGCUGCUGCGGCGCUGCUGUGGGAAGAGCAUGGGGCCAGCAGAGACAGUGCAGAAGAUCAGCAUUAACACCGAGAGCAGCCCCCGGGGUAGCGAGAGGAACAGCUCUGGGGUGGCAGGUGCUGAGAGAGUUCCCCCCGGCAGCUGGAGGCAGAAGUGUGCAGCCUAUGUGCUGGCCCUCAGACCGUGGAGUUUCAGUGCCUCCCUCACCCCUGUGGCCCUGGGCAGCGCUCUGGCAUACCGGGCCCAGGGAACACUGGACCCGGGGCUGCUCGUGGGCAGCGCUGUCACUGUUCUGGCUGUGCAUGGAGCCGGCAACUUGGUGAACACCUACUACGACUUCUCCAAAGGCAUCGAUCACAAGAAGAGCGAUGACAGGACUUUGGUGGACCAGAUUUUAGAGCCUCAGGACGUAGUCCGGUUUGGAGUCUUCCUUUAUACGGUGGGCUGUAUCUGUGCUGCUGGGCUCUAUGCUGUCUCAACGCUCAAACUGGAGCACCUUGCCCUGAUUUACUUUGGAGGACUUUCCAGCUCUUUCCUUUAUACUGGAGGGAUUGGAUUUAAAUAUGUUGCACUCGGAGACGUGGUGAUCCUGAUCACCUUUGGGCCUCUGGCUGUCAUGUUUGCCCACGCUGUGCAGGUUGGGUAUCUGUCUGUCUCGCCCCUGCUCUACGCUAUCCCAUUAGCUCUCAGUACUGAGGCCAUCCUGCACAGCAACAACACCCGGGACAUGGAUUCUGACCAGCAGGCGGGCAUUGUCACCUUGGCUAUCCUCAUCGGCCCCGCGUUCUCCUAUGUUCUCUACACUGUGCUGCUCUUCUUGCCCUACCUGAUUUUCUGUGUGCUGGCCACGCGCUAUACCAUCAGCAUGGCAUUGCCACUGCUCACCAUCCCGAUGGCAUUUUCACUGGAGAGGCAGUUUCGGAGUCAGAACUUCAACAAAAUCCCUCAGCGGACAGCCAAACUCAAUCUCCUCUUGGGGCUUUUCUAUGUUUUUGGGAUUACACUGGCACCACCCGGUGCUCUGCCCAAACUGUAACAAGAGGUGUCGAGUAGGGCCUCACAAUUCAGUAUUAAUGCCAAUUAAGAGUGGAUUAUGUGGGUAGAUAGCCCACUAUGGACAGUGGGAAGAAUGAAAAGACCAUCCCGAGCUGUUGAUUAUAUGCGAAUUUAUGAUUUCUGGUCUUGGUUAGCUUGUACGAGAGAUUUUAAAGCAGUGAUCUGUCAAUUCUUUGGAAGGGAUGAACUACGCAGCUUUGCUGCAGGGGACAAAAGCGAUGGGAGGACAAGGAAACGUUUAAACAACCUCAUCCUUCUGCCACUGAAUUCUUUCACUGUCAACUCAAUGAAAGUAAGAUUGAGCCUCAAAUACAGACUCUGUUCCUUCACAAGCACAGUAAUUGCUCUUAUGACUCCUUUUGUUACCAUGGUCAAGUAGUCUAGUGGCUCCUGCAUGGUAAAUGGAAAACACUGCCAAACAGUUAGCAUCACAAUGAUGUAGGUGCUAUUACUUCACUUCCUUGUGAGCAUAGUUCAUCUCCAUCUGUUGUAUAUUUUAAUUUUUAUUGGGUUUUUUCCCCUUGCCAAAUUUUAAGCUUUUAUUUUGAAGCCCCCUUGAAGCUGCCACUUCAUUAACUAUUGCUGCUGCAUGGUCCUUAGAGUCUAGAAAUUUCAAAGUUAUGUAUCUCUGUGGGUUGUUGGUGCUAAAAUGGAGCACAAAUAGCCCACUGCACAAACUAUAUGCCUAAACCAAUAAAUUCAUGUUCUGCUACAAAAGCUGAAGCUGUAAAUGCAAAUCAUGCAACUGAAAAGCCCUCGAUGCACAGAAAAACAAGUGGUUUCCAGUUUUGCAUUUGCUUAGAAUUUAAUACCUGAAAUGAGAGUCUUGGUGUUAAGGGGGAACCGACAGACAAGGCCAGAUUUCUCUGGCUGGAUAUGGAUACGUGAGUAGAACGACAAAUUCUUAGUUUAAAAUUAUUUAAAGGCCCAGUAUUAUAGUCAAAUAUAUAGUCAAAUCGAGUAUUAUAGUCAAAUGUUUUGUUAUAAGAAGCCCAGCUGAGCAAUGGAGAAAGAUAAAGGGAUACAAAAAAGGAAAUCCGUAAUACUGCAUUGCUUCUGCAUAAAAAUUAGGACCAGAAACCAUUUUUGUUCACAAGACUUUUCCGAAUAGAGUCUAGAGUUUAUGUGACUGAAUCACAUUUACAUGUUAAGUUAGCUCUGAAGUGAAGUUCCCCACUUCUUUUCACCUCCCUACGCCUUAUGGUGGUGUUCUGUUUUCUCCUGCAGAUCUUGCCACCUGAUAUUCAUGUGGCCAUUUGGAGAACUGAUUGUUUCAGCAAUUGUGUAAGCAGUAUGAAAAGCAUGUCAAAGGCAAGAGGGAGAAAGUGGGACUUCCCAUGCAAAGAUGAAUUUGAACUGUACCCUGUUACUUGGUGGCAACUGAAUUCUCUUCUGUGUUGAAGAAAAAAAUAUUUAUUUCCUGUAUGCAGGGUUUGGUGAAAAGUUUGUUCAUGGGAGUGGUGGAAAGCUUCAGAGGAAUCGAUGCAGGUGUCGAACUAGAGGUGCUGGUGCCUGGAGCACAACCUUGCUUCUGAAUCCAGUUGGAGCGUGGUAGCCACUAUAUAAAGGGCUGUUAAACAUGAGCAAUAACCAAGCAAUAAACUAGCAUUUAUUGUGUUACCCUGCAGCUGUCAUAGUUAAGUUUUGCCCUUGUGGUGUUCAUCUGACCAGUGGAGUGUACUGAUGGCACUGAAGCUGAGUUGAGGGCACAAGGUUAUGUGGUAUGGAUAGUUAAGUGACUGCUUUUAUGGCUUCACGUCAUCCUGUAUUACCCAGCUGUUGGUCUUCUGCUUACAGCUGAGCUGUAAUCAACAGGAAGGAUUCUUUGCUGAUGCAUUUUAUAAGGCAUGGUUUCAUUUUUUAUUAAAAUCAGGCAUGUGACCUCUAAUCUGACUAGGUACAAGAUGAGAGAAUGUGGACUUCAGCUACUCUCUGCUGCUUUCUGCUGCAAAAUACUUGUUUAGGUUAGAAACAUGAGGAGAAAACACAGAAGUUCAGCUCGGCUGGAUGGAGAUACCCAGCAGGUUUUGGAAAAUGGUUUCAAUACAGACAUACACAACGCAGUAUCUGUUGUUACUUCUUUGUGGAACUACAAGAAUAAAGAAGAAACUGGUUCGAAGGCACACUUCACUUUUUUGCAAAGCAAAAGCUUUUCUGGGGAUAUGGACUGAACCGGUGAAUCUGUUAACCUUGCAGUUGGGGAUAUCUGGGUUUAUUAGGUUAAUCCCAGCAUGGCUUUGUAGCUCCCUUUGUGGCAGCUCUGUGCUUUGUUUCAUGAUGGCUUGGUUUUAUAUAGCUAUCAAUUGAAAAAAAUGGAUGGUUAUUACCUUUUUUCCUAUGCCUUUCACAUAAACUAGAGUACUCAGGCUAAAUUCCUUUAGGUAACUAAUCGUUGACUCAUAUCUUUAAUAAACUGCAGUUGUAAGAGGGGGAAGAUCUAGGAUUAUCAUCAUUGGUGGAGCAGUGUAAGCAGUUCUAGUUGUAUCUAGGCUCCCUUUUACUAGCAGGGAUCCCUUACCCCCAUGUGGAAUGUCUGCUUACUGCUGGAAAGGACCAGGGCUUUUCCUUACAGAGAUGAAGGAAAAGCUCACUAGUACACCUAUAUGUUUGUGGAAGACUUUUCAAGGUGGGGGGGAUUCAAAGCAUUGUAAAAAUGAGAUGAUAAUUCACUGAUUCCUUACUACCAGAUGUUGGUUGCCUCCAAUUCCCUGUCUGUAAAAACAAUAUCAUUCCAGAUUCUUAAGGGUAUUGAUAAUAAAUAACUCAUUCUUCACUAUGCCUUUGAGGAAGUCAUUUAACUUUUAUGUGUCUCGGAAAAAAACCUAAGUUUUGCCUACCUCACAGGGAUGCUGAGCUGACAUCAUUGUCAUAGAGAGCUUUGAAAGUAAAAAGUGCUUUAUCUCUGUGUGGUUUCCACAAAGCAUGUUAGUACUAGAAAACAUUUUAGGUAUGAACUAACCUGAUAGGUGACUCAAUCAAGGAAAGUAGACCAAAAUAAUCUCCACAUAGCCAUUGAGUGGUAAGAGAGAGGUUACCUUAUUGGUUCUUUCUCUACCCUUCUCGUCCCUGUCUGAUGCUACUUUCCGUGAAUAUAAAAUCACAGAAUCCUGGAAUGGGUUGGUUUGGAAGGGACCCCAAACCCUAUCCAGUUCCACCCUCCCUGCCAUGGGGAGAGACACCUCCCGCUGGAUCAGGUUACUCAAAGCCCCAUCCAACCUGGCCUUGAAAACUUCAAGGGAUGGGGCAACCACGACUUCUCUAGGCAUUCCGUUCCAGUGCCUCAUCACUCUCACAAUUAAUAGAAGUUAAUAAACGGUUUAAACUUCUUUUGGGUCUCUUGAUGAGCUGUGUUGCAGUGUGAUGAAUCUGCACUGGUAGACGAACAGAUCUGUAGCCCUUCUGUUAAUGUGUCGUAAAAUGCCUCCUUGCCUUUCUUCUGCUCCAAUAAAGCGUCUGAAUGUUAUUCUCUUAAUUAUGCUGUGUUUGAUUAUUUUAUAUCACUCCAGUUUGAUUUUUGCACAAGUAGUAAAGCAUCUCUCUGGAAGGAGGACGGUCUUUGUCUGCCGUCUUUAUAGCGAAUGCAUGAAAUAUCGUACCCUUUUUUGUAACAGCCUUUUUAUGAAACACAUAAUUCUGUCUUUCCAUAUCAUUGAGUAAAACAUUCAAUAGCAGCGAUCAUCUCGUGCUGAUGGCAGACUUCAGAGUAGUUUCAGUAUUUUCAUCAAUGAGCAGAAUUUUCUUUGAUGUGGUUUUCUGUGCCAUGUAUUGUUCAGCAUUUGUAAGGGGGCUUCAGCUGAACUUUUAAUCUU
This is a messenger RNA of Cuculus canorus (common cuckoo), 5038 nucleotides long. RefSeq names its product UbiA prenyltransferase domain containing 1 (gene UBIAD1). The transcript has 3 exons. The record is from RefSeq and is a predicted model, not a curated record. Gene Ontology annotation, biological process: vitamin K biosynthetic process; menaquinone biosynthetic process. NCBI's taxonomy places the organism in Eukaryota, Metazoa, Chordata, Aves, Cuculiformes, Cuculidae. Bases 202 to 1209 code for a protein of 335 amino acids. Gene Ontology annotation, cellular component: Golgi membrane; endoplasmic reticulum. Gene Ontology annotation, molecular function: prenyltransferase activity.